Pyricularia oryzae 70-15 is the source of this 2513-nucleotide messenger RNA. RefSeq names its product succinyl-CoA ligase subunit alpha. The record is from RefSeq and is a predicted model, not a curated record. Lineage: Eukaryota; Fungi; Ascomycota; Sordariomycetes; Magnaporthales; Pyriculariaceae. Bases 183 to 2384 code for a protein of 733 amino acids. Gene Ontology annotation, cellular component: mitochondrion; succinate-CoA ligase complex (ADP-forming). The transcript has 2 exons. Gene Ontology annotation, biological process: tricarboxylic acid cycle. Gene Ontology annotation, molecular function: succinate-CoA ligase (GDP-forming) activity; succinate-CoA ligase (ADP-forming) activity.
GCCAUCCUAGCUAGGCAAGUCGUCUCGCGUAAUCAUACAUACCUCUAAACUACCAUUCAGAAAAGUGUAAAGUCCAAAUUAUUAUUGUUCGAAUAUAUUCGUAUCAAGCAUUAAAUUUUAUUCGUUUACUGAAUUAGGACCUCACCAACAACUCCUGUACUUCAGGCGUCCCCGACAUCGCCAUGUCGGCUUUGGCCCGUGCCGCCGCAUGUCGGCGACCCCAAACACCAUCAGCCUUUCCCCUUCUCCUCCCCACCCAGCACCGCCCGCUACACACCAGCAGCAGCAGCACAUCACCCCCACCCCGGCCCCCGACCGCCUACUCCCAAACGACCUCCAAUCUGCUGAUCGGCGCCCACACCCGCGUCCUCUACCAGGGCUUCACGGGCCGGCAGGCCACCGCCAACGCCGCCGCCUCCAUCGCCUGGGGCACCAACGUGGUCGGCGGCGUAUCCCCCGGCCGGUCCGGCACGCACGAGACGCUGGGCCUGCCCGUGCUUGGCAGCGUGCGCGAGGCGGCCGCGGCUUUGCGGCCCGACGCCACCGCCAUCUUUGUCGCGGCGGACCAGACCGCCGCCGCGAUCGAGGAGGCCGUCCAGGCAGAAAUUGGGCUGGUCGUUGCGGUUGCCGAGCACGUGCCGAUGCGGGAUAUGCUCCGCGUGCAUGAUGUGCUGCGCACCCAGAGCAGGACCAGGCUGGUCGGCGCCAACUCGCCGGGUAUCGUGGCGCCGCGCGGCAGGUGCAGGGUUGGGUUCCAGCCGCUUGGGGUGUUUAGUCCCGGCAAGGUGGGCAUCGCGGCAAAGUCGGGGACGCUGAGCUACGAGGUCGCGGCCAGCACGACGAGGGCGGGCCUGGGGCAGAGCCUGUGCGUCGGUGUCGGGGGUGAUGUGCUGGCUGGCACGGACAUGUGCGAGGCGCUGGGUGUGCUGUUGCGCGAUGAUGCGACCGAGGCGGUUGCUUUGGUGGGGGAGCUGGGUGGCGUCGGUGAGCUGGAGGCUGCCGAGCUGAUUAGGGAAUAUCGGCGGAGUGGUGGACGAAAGCCCAUUGUGGCUUUGCUGGCAGGACUGGGCGUGGAAAGCGAGAGAGUGAUUGGUCAUGCCGGCGCGUUCUGGGAAAAGAGGACAGAAUUGGCAAGGACCAAGCAGAGGGCGCUGGAGGAUAUCGGCGUCAGUUUGGUUACGCACCCUUCCGAGAUGGGCGAGGUCAUCAAACGAAAGCUCCAGAAUGACUCGAAACACAUGUCUGACCAAGACCAACAGUCACGGGGCGAGUUUCUCUGGACAGGGUUUGAUGCCGAUAAAGGCGCCGUCACUCAGGGGCAAAUUGACCCAGCCAUGGUCGAGAACAGGCUUGAACAUAGCCUGCAGAGAAAUGAUAUAUCAUAUCAGUGGGAUUCGUCGACAUCGUGCCACGGAAUUACCAUCGAUGUCGACCGAUCAGAUAGACGCCUUGUUGCCAUGGUCGAGAAGCCGGGUGUGCGCACAAGACCGGUCGGCGUCCGACACAGCUCCAGCAUACAUGACGACGAUAACGCUGUAGCUCUCCUCACCCAAGAGCUUGGAGACUUGAGGCCCAGCUCAAGUCAGAAAGGAGGCUCCCUGGCACCUAUGCCGGCACAGGAUACCACGCAACGGCUUGUGAGGGCCAUGACGGAGCUGAUGCACGAUCCUUUCCUGAACACAUUCAGAGCCACAUUGCAUAUAGACCAGCACGCAUUAAACAACACGGGAGAGCUGCUGGUGCGCGGCUACAGCCUAAAGCCUGUCCCCGUGGUGCCCGCCGCGCCCAACUCGAGAUGCCAGAUCAGGGACCCCGUUGAGGCCGAGGCGGCCACGCACGGGAUAACACACUUUUCCCUCCCGACGGAACCCCACCAGAGGAGGUGCAUCGGGGUGCUGAGCAACGGCGCGGGCCUGGCCAUGAACAUGAUCGACGCGCUGCACGCCGAGCUGGGGAGGAGGAGGGUUGCAGCAGGGGGUAGGGGCGCGGAGGAGGACGUUGCCGUGGCCAACUUCCUGGACACGGGCGGAAAGGCGACCAGCGAGACCAUCAGCCGGUGCUUGGGCUGGAUUCUGCGGGACGAGAGGGUCAGGGUGGUUUUUGUAAACAUAUUUGGCGGCAUAAUCAGGGGGGAUGUCAUUGCCGAGGGGCUCAUCAUGGCGCUGAAGGAGAUGCGUCAAGGGGGAGCGGUGUGCGGUCAAGGCACUGGCAGAGCGGCUGUGCCUCUAGUUGUGCGGAUCAGAGGCACGCGGGAGAAGGAAGGACAGGCAUUGCUUGCUGAGAGCGGGCUGGAUGGGGUUUAUGUGUUUGAUGACUUUCACAGAGCGGCUGACAUGGCUGUUGAGCUGGCGAAGGACGCAAGAAUAGAUGACUCUAAGCUGUAAGUGUAAACGAGCUUGUAACACACAAGAGGAAUCUAGCGAUUGGGCCAUACGAGACUUGUCCCCUGCUUUUAGUAGAGAAUGCCACUUCAAAAAGGCCAACUUUAACCUUUGUUACCUAAUGCAGACCUG